AUGGUGAACAUGAAGAUGGCAACCCUGAUCACUUGUGAUCCAGCCAUGCUACAGCUAAUCCGACACAUGGACAAGACUCAGGAACUCUCCUACAAAUUCAUUAUAAAACAACUGGACGAAACUCACAUUCUGGUGGAUCGAGAUGCCGUAACGCAUCUGAAACAGCGAGUCGAUAGCUUUAUGGAUCAACUCUCGCCGGAUCAAGUCAGCUAG
Molecule: messenger RNA, 213 nt
Organism: Bursaphelenchus xylophilus (pine wood nematode)
Lineage: Eukaryota; Metazoa; Nematoda; Chromadorea; Rhabditida; Aphelenchoididae
Source: the annotation of a GenBank genome assembly